UCCCUCGUGGCCUCUCGCGGCGCCCGGGGGCGUGGGGCUCAGCUGGACACCCAGAGGAAGGUGAAGAGCUGAAUGUCGUCAUGUCUGGAAUCAAGCGAACAAUCAAGGAAACGGACCCUGAUUACGAGGAUAUAUCUGUGGCCCUUCCAAAUAAGCGGCAUAAAGCAUUGGAGAGUUCAGCUCGAGAUGCUGCUGUACUGAAGAUUGAGACUAUUAUCAAGGAACAGUUUGCCCUUGAAAUGAAGAAUAAGGAACAUGAAAUUGAAGUCAUAGACCAGCGACUGAUGGAGGCACGAAGGAUGAUGGAUAAGCUUCGUGCUUGCAUUGUGGCAAACUACUAUGCUUCUGCAGGCCUUCUAAAAGUUUCUGAGGGAUCAAAGACGUGCGACACCAUGGUUUUUAAUCAUCCUGCUAUCAAGAAGUUUUUUGAGUCACCGUCUAGAUCGUCAUCUCCUGCCAACCAGAGAUCAGAAACACCAUCAGCCAAUCAUUCAGAGAGUGACUCUUUAUCUCAGCACAAUGACUUCUUGUCUGACAAAGACAACAGUAGCAAUAUGGAUAUUGAGGAAAGGUUGCCAAACACCAUGGAGCAGAGACAAAGCCGAAAUCCUGGCAGGGAUACUAUCCGUACUACUGGCUCCCACAAAACAGAUCACCGGAAUGCGGAUCUUACAGGGGAUGAGACGUCCCGACUUUUUGUAAAGAAAACAAUAGUAGUGGGCAAUGUGUCUAAGUAUAUACCUCCAGAUAAAAGGGAAGAAAAUGACCAGUCAACCCACAAGUGGAUGGUGUAUGUCCGAGGGUCUCGUAGAGAACCCAGCAUUAAUCAUUUUGUCAAAAAAGUGUGGUUCUUCCUUCAUCCCAGCUAUAAACCAAAUGACCUUGUGGAAGUUAGAGAACCUCCUUUUCACCUGACCAGAAGAGGCUGGGGUGAGUUUCCUGUCAGAGUUCAAGUUCAUUUUAAGGACAGCCAGAACAAGAGGAUAGAUAUCAUACAUAAUCUGAAGCUGGAUAGGACGUACACUGGCUUGCAGACGCUGGGAGCAGAGACGGUGGUGGAUGUUGAGCUCCACCGGCACUCUCUUGGAGAAGACUACAUCUGCCCACAGCCCUCUGAAUCCGACGUCUCUGACGCGCCCCCGUCCUUGCCUUUAACCAUUCCAGCCCCGGUGAAAGCUUCCUCUCCCAUCAAGCGGUCACUCGAGCCCGUGCGCGGUUCCUCUGGGGAAAAGGGAUUAUUCCCAGCGAACCCCGAAGCGGAGAGACAGACGGCAUUUUAUUCUCUGCCCUCGUCAUUGGAGCGGACACCCACCAAAGUAACAGCCUUGCAGAAGGUCACCUUUUGUUCUCAUGGUAAUUCUGCUUUCCAGCCAAUAGCGUCAAGCUGCAAAACUGUGCCCCCAAGUCAGGUUCCUCACCCUGAGUCGCCGGGAAAGUCCUUCCAGCCCAUCACCAGGAGCUGCAAGAUUGUCUCAGGUUCCCCAAUAUCAACGCCAAGCCCAUCACCAUUACCUCGAACCCCAACUUCUACUCCAAUCCACGUGAAACAAGGCACUGGCAGCUCAGUUAUUAGUAAUCCUUAUGUUAUCAUGGACAAGCCCGGGCAGGUUAUUGGCAUCACCACUCCCAGUACAGGAAGCCCUACGUGCAAGCUCUCCACUGCCUCCCAGGCCUCCCAAGGAACGGGUUCCCCAAUUCCUAAAAUUCAUGGAAGUGGUUUUGUAACAUCUGCUGUCAAGCAGGAGGACUCUCUGUUUGCAUCUAUGCCCCCUCUUUGCCCGAUUGGAAGUCAUCCUAAGGUUCAAAGCCCCAAACCCGUCACUGGAGGACUGGGAGCUUUCACAAAGGUGAUCAUCAAGCAGGAACCUGGCGAAGCCCCCCAUGUGCCCACCUCAGGAGCUGCCAGCCAGGCACCACUCCCCCAGUACGUGACUGUGAAGGGGGGUCACAUGAUAGCUGUGUCUCCUCAAAAACAGGUCAUAACUGCUGGAGAAGGGUCUGCCCAGUCACCACAGAUCCAGCCCACCAAGGUUGUUGGGGUGCCGGUUGGGACUACUUUACCUUCAACAGUGAAACAGGCUGUGGCCAUCAGUGGAGGCCAAAUCCUUGUAGCCAAGGCCAGCUCUUCCGUUGCCAAAGCAGUUGGUCCAAAGCAAGUUGUGACCCAAGGAGUUGCCAAAGCCAUCGUGAGUGGAGGUGGAGGAACCAUCGUCGCUCAGCCAGUUCAGACCCUCACCAAGGCUCAGGUCACUACUGCGGGCCCUCAGAAGACUGGAGCCCAAGGCUCGGUGAUGGCAACACUGCAGCUACCAGCCACCAAUUUGGCUAACUUGGCAAAUUUGCCUCCUGGCACCAAACUCUACCUCACCACCAACAGCAAGAACCCUUCAGGAAAAGGCAAACUGCUGCUGAUCCCGCAAGGAGCCAUCCUGCGAGCCACCAACAGUGCAAAUCUCCAGUCGGGCUCGGCUGCUGGUGCUGGUGGUGCAGGCGGAGGCAGCAGCUCAGGUGGAGGCGGGGGGAGUGGCGGAACCCAGAGCACCACUGGCCCCGGAGGGCUAUCCCAGCACCUGACCUACACGUCUUACAUCCUGAAGCAGACGCCCCAGGGCACAUUUUUAGUUGGGCAGCCAUCACCACAGACAUCUGGAAAGCAGCUGGCUACUGGGUCAGUGGUCCAAGGGACGCUGGGUGUCAGCACGUCUUCUGCACAAGGACAACAGACGCUAAAAGUCAUCUCUGGACAGAAAACCACUUUGUUUACACAGACAGCCCCUGGGGGACAAGCAUCCCUGGUGAAAAUGUCCGACAGCUCCUUGAAGACGGUGCCAGCUACCUCACAACUCUCAAAGCCUGGAACCACAAUGCUGCGAGUCGCCGGGGGAGUCAUCACAACUGCCACUUCCACAGCUGUGGCCCUCUCGGCCAAUGGUCCUGCCCAGCAGUCUGCAGGGACAGCCCUCAGUUCACCAUCUGCGGGAGGCUCUCUCAUGAAGACUUCGGGGCAGCAACAAGUGAGUGUGAGCCAGGCAGCCAUGGGAACCUGCAAAGCUGCCCCCAGCGUCGUCAGUGCCGCGUCCUUGGUGUCCACAUCGGCCCCCAUCUCAGGAAAAGCCACAGUGUCCGGGUUGUUGAAGAUUCACUCCAGCCAGUCCAAUCCCCAGCAGGCCGUCCUGACAAUCCCCAGCCAGCUCAAACCACUCAGCGUCAACACGUCUGGAGGCGUGCAGACCAUCCUGAUGCCUGUGAACAAAGUGGUCCAGUCAUUCUCUGCCACCAAGUCACCUGCCAUUCUACCUGUGGCGGCCCCAAGUCCGGUUGUCCCCAGCUCUGCUCCAGCAACUGUUGCCAAAGUGAAGACCGAACCCGAAACACCUGGGCCAAGCUGCUUCCCUCAGGAGAGUCCGACAGCAGUGAAAACGGAAGAAAGUUCUGAGCUGGGAAACUAUAUCAUUAAGAUAGACCAUUUAGAAACCAUCCAGCAGCUCUUAACAGCAGUGGCGAAGAAGAUCCCGUUAAUCACAGCAAAAAGUGAAGACGCCAGCUGUUUCUCUGCAAAGUCCCUGGAGCAGUAUUACAGCUGGAACAUUGGGAAGAGGAGAGCGGCGGAGUGGCAGAGAGCAAUGACAAUACGAAAAGUCUUACAAGAAAUCCUGGAGCGGAACUCACGAUUUCACCACCUGACGCCCCUGAAAACGAAGCACGUUGCUCACUGGUGUCGCUGCCACGGCUACACGCCCCCUGACCCUGAGAGCCUGCGGAGCGACGGGGACACCAUCGAGGAUGUGCUGACGCGCAUUGACAGUGAGCCUGAGUGCCCGUCGUCGCUGUCCUCUGCUGACAGCCUCUGCCGGAAACUGGAGGAUCUGCAGCAGUUUCAGAAGCGGGAGCCCGAGACGGAGGAGGAGGUGGAUGUUCUCAACCUGUCCGAGCCGGUCAGGAGAAGCAUCAAGAAAGAGCAGGACGAGCAAGAGGAAGAAGUGAAGUUCUGCCUGCCACCCACGCCGGGCUCUGAGUUUAUCGGUGACAUCACACAGAAGAUCGGGAUCACGCUGCAGCCGGUGCUGCUGCACAGGAGCGUGUGUGCGUCCGUGGUGGAGGACAUGAUCGUCAAGGCCACGGAGCAGCUAGUGAACGACAUCCUGAGGCAGGCGCUGGCCAUCGGAUACCAGACAGCGUCGCACAACAGCAGGGUUCCCCGAGAGAUUACUGUGAGCGACAUCCACCAGGCCCUGUGCAGCAGCCCUUCCCUGGACUUCCUCACCAACAAGCACAUGGGGGUGCUGACCGAGGACCAGUGAGCGAGGUGCCACCAGGGUGGGGUGGGCGGGGACACGGCGAGCCUGUUUCGCUGCCUCCUACCACCAGAGCGCGCCUCCCGGGGGGCUGCCUUGAGGCUUGACAUUUGCUUCCUGGUUCUGGAGCACAGCUUGUGCUGUCUGUAACACGCCCCCACCCCCCAAGGGACCUCCAGGACAGACUGUGGUGACAGGAGCGUCCCUGGGCUGCAGGCUGGGGCUGCAGGUCCCCUCCACAGCAACCCUGGCACCUGGCCCGCAUUGACCCUGGCCAGCCUGCACCUUGGCCCACGGAGUGGCCGAGAGGAGAGGUGCCACCCAUGAACGGGCUCACAGGGUCCACCGAGGGUACUACAAGCUGAGCCGGGGCUCACUGCUGAGACCCCAAGCAGGAGGCUGGGCUGGUGCUGGUAGCAGACAAGGGCCGGGCUUCAGCUCUGCUGGGGUCGUUUGUGCUACAUGGGCUCGGCGCCCCGGUCUCCAUCAAGGGAUGUUUCAUAAGAAGAAAAGUGUUUAAAAGAAAUGCCUGUGAGUGCCUUAGAGGUAGAGGGGUGACUGCCCAGACCCGACACAGGGGCAUGGGUGCCCUCCUGCCCUGCCAACGGCGUCUGACAAGAAUCAAGCCUGGGUGCGCAUCUUGUUCCUCUGUUGAGAGCCGAGUGAUGUGAGUGAUGUGCUCGUGUGGCAUGGUUCAGCUUCCACGAGGCAGGAGGUGGCUGGGGGGGCACCACAGCUGAGGGCUGCAUGUGCAGAGGGUAGGGUUCAGCAGGACGUGAGGGUUUAGGAUGUAAAGACCCCCGACAGUCUGUGUCUGAACUGCCCCGAGCAAAAUAGGCCCAGCCAGCAAGUGCACCUUAGACGGGCUUAGAGGACGGGAGCCUGGAUUCCCCCUGCAGGCAGACUCCUGUAUUGCAGCUUUGACGACGACGAUGAAGUCCUAAGUAUCCAGUCAUUUAACAGCUCCUAUGUGUUUUUAAUGUUUCCAUUGUGCUGUAUCAUAACGUGUAACAUAACUGUGUAACCAAAUGUCUACAAUAAACCUUUUAAUAUA
Echinops telfairi (small Madagascar hedgehog) is the source of this 5349-nucleotide messenger RNA. RefSeq names its product YEATS domain containing 2 (gene YEATS2). Gene Ontology annotation, molecular function: histone binding. Gene Ontology annotation, cellular component: NuA4 histone acetyltransferase complex. Gene Ontology annotation, biological process: regulation of transcription by RNA polymerase II; chromatin remodeling. The transcript is spliced from 31 exons. Bases 81 to 4301 code for a protein of 1406 amino acids. The record is from RefSeq and is a predicted model, not a curated record. Lineage: Eukaryota; Metazoa; Chordata; Mammalia; Afrosoricida; Tenrecidae.